Aphanomyces astaci is the source of this 2197-nucleotide messenger RNA. Its product is annotated as ULK/ULK protein kinase. The record is from RefSeq and is a predicted model, not a curated record. Gene Ontology annotation, cellular component: cytoplasm; autophagosome. Gene Ontology annotation, biological process: peptidyl-serine phosphorylation; autophagy; protein autophosphorylation. Bases 82 to 2178 code for a protein of 698 amino acids. The transcript is spliced from 8 exons. Gene Ontology annotation, molecular function: ATP binding; protein serine/threonine kinase activity. Lineage: Eukaryota; Oomycota; Saprolegniomycetes; Saprolegniales; Verrucalvaceae.
AACGAUUCCCAUCAGCGACAGCCAAGUUCUAGCGGCGGCGGCGGCGACACUCCAUUCGGUCGCCUUCUUCCUUGGUGAGAUAUGGAGAAGAAGCAAGCGGUCGUAGGAGACUACGUGGUCACCGCGCGCAUUGGAAGCGGAUCCUUCGCCAUCGUGUACAAAGGGUACCACAAGGUGACAAACGUACCAGUGGCCGUGAAGGCCAUCAACAAGACCAAACUGAACCCAAAGCUGUUGGAGAACCUCGAGAGCGAGAUCUCCAUCAUGCGUCAAAUCAACCACCCGAACAUUGUCAAGUUGUACGACAUCAAGAAGACCGACAAGCACAUCUACCUCAUGCUCGAGUACUGCGACGGCGGCGACCUCCAGCACUUCAUCAAAAAGCAACCCAACGGCGUCGUGACAGAAGCCACCGCGCGCCACUUUCUGCGCGAACUUGCCGACGGGCUUCACGUGUUAUGGAGCCUCAACCUCAUCCAUCGCGACCUAAAGCCCCAGAACCUCCUCUUGACCGAACCGUCGGCCACGUCGUCGUUGAAAAUCGCGGACUUUGGGUUUGCGCGGCACUUGGAGUCGACGUCGCUCGCGGAAACGCUUUGCGGCUCCCCGCUUUACAUGGCUCCUGAGAUCCUGCAGUUCCAAAAGUAUGACAACAAGGCCGAUCUGUGGAGCGUCGGCACGAUCCUCUACGAAAUGGUCGUGGGGCGGCCGCCCUUUAACGGCGCCAACCAAGUGCAGCUCUUGCACAACAUUCAACGUGACAACGUCCGCUUUCCAAAGGACUUGCCUGUGGGCCGCGACGCCGUUGCGCUCAUGGAGGGGCUGCUGGUGCGAGACCCCAAGCGUCGCAUCUCGUUUGACCAGUUCUUCCACGCACCGUUCCUCGACCGCCCCCCCCCUUCUUCUGCGAUGCUGUUAUCUGCGACACUGGUUCGCACCAACCCCGUGGACAUUGCCCCAAUAUCCCGCACCAAUCCACCGCCACCGCCGCACUCGAAACUGCACGAGUCGUACCGGGCGAGCAUGAUGCAGUCGUACCGGCGGCGCAGCGCGUCCUCCACGUCGUCGUCGUCGUCCAUCCUCAAGACAAGCGUCCCAGUGCCGCCGCCGCUGCUGCUUCCAUCGCCAUCUUCCCAACUGCCAGUGAGCCCCGACCUCGUGCCCAUCUCCAUGUCGUCGCUUCGGAUCAACCCGUUCAAGACAGACCUGGCGGCAUCCACCUCGUCGGCGAUGCUCACGUCCACAUCCGCCCCAGCCACGGGCGGCCAUCGAUACAUGUCACGAGGGCUCAGUCCCCCUUCCACCCCCCCCUCCUCGACUUUUAUUACCACCCCCACGUUGCCCUUGUCUUCAUCCCCCCCUCAUCCAAUCCCGGCGUCCCCUCUCAUACAUGCAGUGCCGCCAAACGCCGCCGCAGAUCCCAUGGCCCCCACGGCGCGCGGUCGACCUAUGGUCGUUGCCGGCUUGGAACUGACGAUGCAGGUGAGCGACAUGGUGGAGCGCGUGCAAGCCAUUUUAAGUAUCGUGGACGUGAUCAUGCAGCGCUCCCGAGCGGCGGCCGACGCGUGCGGCGGGCUCGUGCAUCAUCCGUCGGGCACAUCGUCCGUGAGCUCAUCGGCGAACUCGUCGCCGGCGUCGUCCGUCGUGGGUCCAGACAACGGCCGAGUGGCCACUCGCCAUCAUCUCGUUCCGUCGUGCCCUGAGCAUGCGCUCAUGCUGGUGAUGAAGGCACUGCGUAUGCUGCACAUGGUCGCAGAUGGGCAAAUAUCCGCCAACAACCAAGGCCGGAUCAAGGCGGUGCUCAUUCAGUGCAUUGACAAGGCGGAACAAUGCACAUCCGAUGAACGGUCGGGCGUCGAGGGCGGCGGCGGGAAGGCUAGUACUACUACUAGUACUACUAGUUUGUCGUUUGACGAGAUUUUAUACGCCCAAGUGGUGCGCCUCGGUCGAGAAGCCGCCGUCCACGAAGUUCUGGGCCAAAAAGGGCUAGCUGGGGACCUCUACGGUCGCGCGCUGUUGCUCCUCGAGAGCGUUUUGAUUGCAUCUGCCUCGACGCUCCAUCCCGACGACCGACUCCGCCUCGUGCAGUUCUGGCAUGCGUUUCGCCAACGGCUGGGGCAGUGCCGCGACGACGACGUGGCAGUGUGCCCCUCUGAUACAAACGACCAGUCGACUUAAUUUUAAUAUUUUAUCCCCA